AUGAGGCCCGCGACGUCGCCGGCGAGCGUGGCGGCGGACUUCGCCAUGGGCGGCGCGGCCGCCGUGGUGGCCAAGACGGGGGCCGCGCCGGUCGAGCGUGUCAAGCUGCUGCUCCAGAACCAGGCCGAGAUGCUGCGCCGGGGCACCCUCACGCGCCCCUACAAGGGCAUCGCCGACGCCUUCGCCCGCGUCCUCCGCGAGGAGGGCCCCGCCGCGUUCUGGCGCGGCAACCAGGCCAACGUCAUCCGCUACUUCCCCACCCAGGCUUUUAACUUUGCAUUCAGGGGCUACUUCAAAAGCUUCUUUGGCUAUGACAGGGAUAAAGAAGGAAAGUGGAAGUGGUUAGCUGGAAAUGUAGCCUCUGGCAGUGCUGCAGGAGCUACAACAUCAUUGCUGCUAUACCAUCUAGAUUAUGCAAGAACAAGGCUAGCUACUGAUGCAAUUGAAUCAUGGGGAACCAAACGCCAGUUCAGGGGGUUGCUGGAUGUUUACAAGAAGACACUUACAACCGAUGGCAUGUCUGGACUAUAUCGAGGUUUCAGUGUGUCUAUUAUGGGAAUCACCUUGUACCGGGGUCUAUAUUUUGGUAUCUAUGAUAGCAUGAAGCCUCUAGUUCUAGUAGGCCCAUUGGAGGGGAAUUUCUUCGCCAGUUUUGCCUUGGGCUGGGCAAUAACUACAUUCUCUGGGACCUGUGCCUAUCCAUUCGACACGGUCCGUCGUAGAAUGAUGUUGACUUCAGGACAACCAUUUAAAUACAAGAACGGUUUCCAUGCAGUAAAACUGAUAGUUUCAACCGAAGGGUUCUUCACAUUAUUCAGAGGGGCGACAGACCUUUUUCGAAGAGACAGGAUUCAAGUGGAUUUCGCAUCCAAUAAUCUGUCCAUCACUCAAAAGAGGAGUAAAGGAGCCUCCGAUCCCCAUCUGUCUCCGAUUCUGAUCAUCGCUGGGGAGCUGAGUAAUUGCCACCGUGCUGGCAGCACUGAACAACUGAAAGGAGGGGAGGCCGAUGAGCCGUGUGAGCUCACUGUCAAGUCUGGUGAUGGACUUCUCCAUGGGAGGUGCCAGCAGAAUGUGUGA
This is a messenger RNA of Miscanthus lutarioriparius, 1077 nucleotides long. Lineage: Eukaryota; Viridiplantae; Streptophyta; Magnoliopsida; Poales; Poaceae. The record is from the annotation of a GenBank genome assembly.